AUGCGGACAUCGGACGGAGACGAUAUGGACUACGAAGAAGCGGGAUUCCAUGGAAAGGAGGUUGUUGUUGAGUAUGCAAGGAAAUGUGGCCAUAGACAUGGGACUGUUGUGGUUGUUAAAAGAUUAGACAUGAACAAUCUGAUGAGAACCCCUAUGAUUUUAUUUGGUUGUGAGAGGAGUGGUGGAUACGUGGCAAAAUGCAAGUCAAAUAAGAGGAGAUCAACAACAAAGAAAUGUGGAUGCCCAUUUUCCUUGAAAGCUUAUGUAUUAGAUACAAUCUCUGGGUUAUGGAGCUUGGUUGUUUUGAAUAGGAAGCACAAUCAUGCUUUGGUUAAAGCUUUUGAAGGUCAUUCAUAUGUUGGGAGGCUAAGUACAGAAGAGAAGGAGAUAGUAGAGAGGCUAAGCAAAUCAGGGGUGAAGACGAGAAAUACUGAAUCAUGUCAAGCUCAAAGAUCCAACAAAUGCAUCAACUAUGAAUGA
This is a messenger RNA of Tripterygium wilfordii, 480 nucleotides long. RefSeq lists its product as uncharacterized. The coding region runs from base 1 to 480 and encodes 159 amino acids. NCBI's taxonomy places the organism in Eukaryota, Viridiplantae, Streptophyta, Magnoliopsida, Celastrales, Celastraceae. The record is from RefSeq and is a predicted model, not a curated record. The transcript is spliced from 2 exons.